AUGCUGUUUGGUACCUCAGCCAAGGCCUUCCACGCCACCCGGCAUCCUGUGGCAGCCGUCCUGGCGCUCGGCGGCCUUGUUGCGGGCCUCACCGCCAUCUAUUCCUCGAUCGACUUUGAUGCUGCGCAGGCGCCGACGCCGCACCGCGAGCUACACGCAGAAGUUGACGCGCUCGUUGCCUCGCACCGCGAGCGCAUCCGUGAGCUGCAGGCCUCGUUCUCGGCCAUGUCGGCCGAGUCUGCUCAAGCCGGCGAGCGACUGGCGGCGACACACGCUGCGGAGCGAUCGUCGUGGGAGGCGGAGCGAAAGGCGCUGCAGGAGGAGCUGGCCAUGACGGAGAUGCUGCUGGGCAAAGAGAAGGAGGAUCGUUUGGCGCUUGAGGCUCAAUUGGGUCGUGCGAGCGAUAGCGCUGGUGCGGCGGUGAAGGCUGACAUGGCCAAGCUCGAGCGCGAGCUGAUCGCCACCUCGCGCGCCUUGGACAAGGCGCUCAAGAAGAAUGCCAUACUGGAGGAAGAGCUGGCAGAGGCUAAGCUUGCUGCAGCAGAAGCAGCUGCCACAGCUGCCGCACCUGGGUCACCAUCGCACGCUGAAUCGGCUGCCCCGGGCUUGCCAUCACCGGAUGAGUGGGCCGAGGCGCUCAAGCACAUGGCUUUGCUGGAGGAGACCGUCCGCGCCGAGUGCGAGGAGCGAAUUGAGCUCAAGGCCCAGAUCAAGUUCCUCAAGGCCCAGAUCAAACAGCUGCAGCGGUAGCUGCAGAGGGCUCCUCUCGGCAUGGAUUUUACCAUCUGUUCGC
This is a messenger RNA of Thecamonas trahens ATCC 50062, 793 nucleotides long. RefSeq lists its product as uncharacterized. Lineage: Eukaryota; Apusomonadida; Apusomonadidae. The transcript has 2 exons. The coding region runs from base 1 to 750 and encodes 249 amino acids. The record is from RefSeq and is a predicted model, not a curated record.